GCACCGCAUCCGCACCUCUCCUUCAUCCACUCCCAUCCAGAGGGAGCUCCCUCGCCGCUCCCUCCGUCCAGCGCAGGCAUGUCCGAACGCCAAUACGGGAUUCCGCUGGGCCACGUACCAGGAGCGCCUCAUCAUCAGCACAACAGCGACUCGGAGUCGUCGGCAAACACAUGGGCCUCUCAAACAUAUUCUGCAGGCGACUCACACGCCCCCGGGAAUCUGUACAGCACUCGACCGCCAUCCCCCGGUCCAUAUGCUUCGGGACACGAGGCACCGCCACCACCGCCUCACAUGCAGCGGCCGGCGAGUCCCAUACAGCAUGAAUCGCAAAGCUCCCUGGCACCACUCACAGCGAACCAGGCCAUGGGCUACUCGCGUUCAUCAUCGCCCACCCGGAGUUUUAUCAACAAUCCUGCCAUGCCCGCGGCAGGUGCGGGAGCAGGCCUUGGCAUGGGAUCACGCGAAUAUGGCCAACAACUACCCCGCGGGCAUUCUUACUACGGCGACGGCUACGAAUCUUUCGAUCCUAGCGUAAUCGAGGACGAUGGCGAUGAUGGGAUCCAGGAACCCAUACGGCCGCGGAGUAGGCUCGGAUUCGGGCCCGCUGCAGGAGCGGGUACUGCUGCUGCGGGCGCUGGUAUUGGCUUGAAGUCACUGACUCGAGACCACAACGGGAAUUAUGGACCGGUGGGCCACGAUGCUGAGAAGUCGGAAUGGAUGCAAAAGCAGACCAAUCCUGGGAACCGAAAGAAGAAGUGGAUCAUUGGGUGUAGUAUAGCCGCAGUGCUGGUCAUCGGCGGCAUCAUCGGGGGUGUCGUCGGAGGCAUCCUAGCUAAUCAGAAGGACGAGACGAACAAAAGUGGUGGCUCUGCAUCGGGCUCGGGCUCCUCAAAAGAGCUGUACGACAUCAACUCCAGCCAAGUCAAGGCUGUGCUCAACGACGAUCGUCUGCAUAAAGUCUUUCCGACAAUCGACUACACACCAUGGUAUGCGCAAUAUCCUGCUUGUCUUUCUCCCGGAGGCGGGCCUACCCAGAACAACGUGACCCUGGACAUAGCACGACUGUCGCAACUCGCUCCGGCCGUCCGCCUCUACGGGACGGACUGCAACCAGACGGAGCUGGUGUUGGAGGCGAUUGAACGCCUGCAAAUGCAAGACACUAUGAAAGUGUGGCUCGGGGUAUAUCUGGACGGCAGAAAUCAGACGACGAACGACCGUCAGUUGAAAGACCUCUACCGUAUCCUGGAUGAUUACAACCACGAUCGAUUCGUGGGUGUCAUAGUAGGCAACGAGGUCCUCUACCAGAAAACGAUGACGGUGUCGGAGCUGGGUGCCCAGCUGGAUUACGUUCGUAGUAACUUCAGCUCCAGAGGCAUCAACCUGCCCGUAGCCACUGCAGAUCUCGGCGAUAAUUGGGACGCCAGUCUUGUCGCAGCGUCCGACAUUGUCAUGUCAAACAUUCACCCUUUCUUCGCGGGAACGGUAGCAGAACAGGCUGCAAGCUGGGCUUGGGACUUUUGGCAAAACAAGGACGUGGCGCUGACCACUGCCAAAACCGGCACAAUAGGUGCGGUGACCUACCCCAAACAAAUCAUUUCAGAAAUUGGGUGGCCUUCGGAGGGCGGCAACGACUGCGGUGUCGCCACUGCCGAUGAUUUCGGUUGCACGAGCGAGACCGACGGAGCAGUCGCCAGUCUCGACAACCUCAACACGUUCCUGGACGGCUGGGUUUGUGAUGCCAUGGCCAACGGCACAACAUACUUUUGGUUCGAGGCUUUUGACGAGCCAUGGAAACACCAGUUUGACACGGAGCACAACAAGUGGGAGCCUUUCUGGGGUCUUUUCGACUACAACCGAAAUCUCAAAGAUGGCUUGAAGAUUCCCGAUUGCGGCGGCAAGACCGUAGAAAAGCCUUAUUAAUUCGCCGCAUUGACUCCGUGUGAAUGGGGAUGGAAUUUUGUUUGCGUUUAUCGAAUGCUUGGCAUUGACCAACAGGCAGGGACUGGAUAUCGACGGACCGGAUGCACAUGGAAUGUGGUUGCGCACGAUAACUGAUAUGUAUCUGUGGCUAUGGUAUUGGGAUCGGGGGGUUUACAUGAUGAGAGCGAGAGAGCCAUGAACAAACAGCGUAGUUCCACCCAUGAGGCAAGGGUGAGCUGGCUUGAAUAUGAACAAGUAAUAGGGGAGAGGCUUGUAGAUAUAAAAUGCCGAAAGAAUG
Messenger RNA from Sphaerulina musiva SO2202, 2218 nucleotides. Its product is annotated as glycoside hydrolase family 17 protein. NCBI's taxonomy places the organism in Eukaryota, Fungi, Ascomycota, Dothideomycetes, Mycosphaerellales, Mycosphaerellaceae. Gene Ontology annotation, cellular component: fungal-type cell wall; extracellular region; cell surface. The record is from RefSeq and is a predicted model, not a curated record. The coding region runs from base 79 to 1920 and encodes 613 amino acids. Gene Ontology annotation, molecular function: glucan endo-1,3-beta-D-glucosidase activity; 1,3-beta-glucanosyltransferase activity. The transcript is spliced from 3 exons. Gene Ontology annotation, biological process: cell wall organization; carbohydrate metabolic process.